CGGGGUAUGUUUUUAACGUCGGCAUCGCAGUUCUUUCGGAGUUGGACAAGCCAGACAACCUUCUCUUUUCUUUCAAAUCCCCACUCUUAACCGCAUCCUCCUCCACCAUGACUUCCUGGCUGCAGAUCCCCAAGAACUCGCCGUUCUCGCUGGCAAACAUCCCAUUCGGAAUCAUCUCCUCGGCCAAGGUCCCAUCGCGCGUCGCUGCUAUUGCGAUCGGUGACUAUGCACUGAAUUUGAACGCUUUUGCCUCGUCGGGGGGUUUCUCUCAGCUGCCCGCGAUCCAGCCCCAUCUCGGCGUGUUCAGCCAACCCACCCUGAACGCCUUUGCAGCUCUGGGCCGGCCAGUUCACCGGCAAGUCCGCGAAUACAUCCAGUCGAUUCUCCGUGCAGACACCCCGUUUCCUCAAGUCCUCAAAGACAAUGAACCCCUUCAGAAGGAAGCCCUUCUGCCGCUAUCGGAGGUGACCAACCACCUUCCCAUGCAAAUCGGAGACUAUACCGACUUCUAUGCCGGUCUCAACCACGCCUACAACCUGGGUGUCCUGCUCCGCGGCCCAGACAAUGCUCUGCAGCCCAACUACAAGCACCUGCCGGUCGCAUACCACGGGCGCGCCUCGUCCAUCGUGGUCUCGGGCACGCCCAUCCAUCGUCCAAACGGCCAGGUCCUGGCCAACCCGACGGCGACCCCGAAGGUCCCUACUUUCUCUCCCUGCAAGAGGCUCGACAUUGAACUGGAGCUGGCUGCUUUUGUCAGCACGCCCAACGACAUGGGCAAGCCCGUCCCUGUCAACGAGGCUGAAGACCACAUUUUCGGACUGGUGCUCAUGAACGACUGGUCCGCUCGUGAUAUCCAAGCCUGGGAAUACGUUCCCCUGGGACCUUUUAACGCCAAGAACUUUGCGACCACCAUCACUCCUUGGGUGGUCCUCGUUGAUGCCCUGGAACCUUUCCGAGUCCCCAGUCUGGACCCCGAGAACCGGGAGAAUCUCCUUCCUUACUUGCGCGAGAAGCGCACCGACGGUGUCUUUGACAUUCCCCUUGAAUUCGAGAUCACCAAUGCAGGCGGCCAGCCUACCACGGUCUCUCGCAGCAAUGCCAAGAACCUCUUGUUCUCCUUCCCCCAGAUGCUGGCCCACCACACCAUCACAGGUUGCAACCUGAGGCCGGGCGACCUGCUCGGCAGUGGAACCAUCUCGGGCACGGAACCCCAGACCCAGGGCAGCAUGUUCGAGCAGACCAGGGGAAAGGAGCCUCUCAAGCUGGCGGACGGUUCUGAGCGAGUAUUCCUCGAGGAUGGCGACACUGUGGUGCUUCGCGGCAAGGCGGGCACCGAGGGGAACUAUGUGGGAUUCGGCGACUGCAGUGCCACCAUUUUGCCCGCUCUGAAGCUGGAAUUCUGAUGCCACCAAUAGCACUGUCAUACCAACUUAUGCAUGUGAUUAAUCAUGAAAUUGAUCCAAUAUCCUUCCUUGGAAGCCUUGAACAAGAA
Messenger RNA from Aspergillus ibericus CBS 121593, 1492 nucleotides. RefSeq names its product fumarylacetoacetate hydrolase FahA (gene fahA). The coding region runs from base 108 to 1403 and encodes 431 amino acids. Gene Ontology annotation, biological process: L-phenylalanine catabolic process; L-tyrosine catabolic process; homogentisate catabolic process. The record is from RefSeq and is a predicted model, not a curated record. The transcript has a single exon. NCBI's taxonomy places the organism in Eukaryota, Fungi, Ascomycota, Eurotiomycetes, Eurotiales, Aspergillaceae. Gene Ontology annotation, molecular function: fumarylacetoacetase activity.